This is a messenger RNA of Blepharisma stoltei, 739 nucleotides long. The record is from the annotation of a GenBank genome assembly. Lineage: Eukaryota; Ciliophora; Heterotrichea; Heterotrichida; Blepharismidae.
AUGGGAGCUUGUGCUUGCAUUGAUAAAGGAACUGUUUUUGAGAAGCCAACUAUUAAAGAAUAUAGGGGGAAAAUGGUUAUAGAAUACUUAUAUGGACUUACUCUCCUCCCCCUUCGUGAGAACAAAAAAAAUCUUGUUCGCUUAUGGAGGGGGGUUAAUUUUUUUUUUAAAAUUUUAUAUAUAAAGUUUUUAUAGAAAAAAUUUUUUCAAAUUAAAAAAAUCCUAAUUCGCAAAAAUUUGAAAGUAAAUAUUAAUUUAAUUUGUUUUAAAACGCAAUUUAUCUAAAAUUAAACAGAAUUAGCUAGAGAAUUCAUUAUACUAAUUAUCACUUAUAUAUCAAAUUUUUUUUCCAUAAAAAAUUUUUGUUCACUCAUGGAAGGUGGGUUUUUGGGCAAAAAAUAGGAUUUUUCUAAUGGUUUUGCUCGCUCACGGAGGAAGGGGAUUUAGCAAUCAUAAAACUGCAAAUAAAUAUGAUGAUACUAGCGAAGAAUGAAGCACUAAAGAAACCAAAGGUUGGUUAAUAAGUGAAGGCUAUAAUGUUCCACCUGGUCUUAUAGCAGGCGAUAUCUUUAUAAUAGAUGAUGGAAGUCAUUUUGAAAUCAUAGAAUUACUAAAUAACGAAAAAAAAGCGAUAACUCAUUGCUUGGUUUGCGAUAUUGAUGUUCCAGGGAGUGAACUGAAAAACCACUCGAACUCAACAGAUCAUUUUACGAGAAAUUUAAAUAAUUUAAGUAGGUAG